GCAGCACAAAACCAGCAGCACUGCCUCCAUUUCCUCUGCAACCAACCCCCGAAGAUGAAGCUGGCUGUUGUUGUUGCUGUCCUUGCCUGUGUGGCUGCGGCCAACGCCGUCCCCACCAAGACCCUCCGCUUUGCUCACGACAUCCUUGGUCUCGAGAGCAUCGCCAAUGACAUCAACGCACGCAACGUCGGCUGGAAGGCCGGCGUGAACGAGCGCUUUGUGAACGUGACCAUGGACUACAUUCGCAAGCAGAUGGGUACCCGCCUGGAGGGCUCCCCUGUGACGCUGGAUGUGAAGCACGUUGAGGUCCCCGCCGAUCUUCCCACCUCGUUCGACUCCCGCACCCAGUGGGGCAGCAUGUGCCCCAGCGUGAAGGAGGUCCGCGAUCAGGCCAACUGCGGUAGCUGCUGGGCCUUUGGCGCCGUCGAGGCCAUGACCGACCGCACGUGCAUCGCCAGCAAGGGCGCCCAGACCCCCCACAUCUCCGCCGAGGAUCUGCUGACGUGCUGCACCUUCACCUGCGGUGAUGGCUGCAACGGUGGUUACCCUGCCGCUGCCUGGGAGUACUGGAAGAACCAGGGCAUUGUCACCGGUGGCCAGUACGACUCCAACCAGGGCUGCCAGCCAUACAGCCUUGCCAAGUGCGAGCACCACACGACCGGCCCGUACAAGCCCUGCGGCGACAUUGUCCCCACCCCUGCCUGCAAGCGCUCCUGCCGCCAGGGCUACAACGUCACGUACCCGAACGACAAGCACUUUGGCGCCUCCUCGUACGGCGUGCGCGGCGUGGACCAGAUUGCCACGGAGAUCAUGACCAACGGCCCCGUUGAGGCCGCCUUCACCGUCUACAGCGACUUCCUCUCCUACAAGUCUGGCGUGUACCAGCACACCUCGGGCCAGCCCCUUGGUGGCCACGCCAUCAAGAUCAUCGGCUGGGGUGUCCAGGACGGCACCGACUACUGGAUCGUCGCCAACUCCUGGAACGAUAGCUGGGGGAAUGACGGGUUCUUUUGGAUCAAGAAGGGCACGGACGAGUGCGGCAUUGAGUCCCAGGUCGUCGCUGGCCUGCCCAAGGUCUAAACCCAUCUCUCCCUCCCGCACCACCCCCACCUUUUCAUCGUGACUGUGACAUCCCUCGCACACCAAUUUGCUGUGUACCUGUGCUGUUUCGUGUUGCGCAUGUGUGCACUUGUGGCCAAUCGAAUGCUGCUGCGUUUGUUUGCAGAUGCCCCUGUUGUGUCACGCUUGCCCAGCAUUGCUUGUUUGUUUGUUUCGUUGCUUCGUUUUGUCUCCACCACCUCGAGACGGAUUACACACACCAAGCCGAGA
Salpingoeca rosetta is the source of this 1329-nucleotide messenger RNA. RefSeq names its product cathepsin B. The record is from RefSeq and is a predicted model, not a curated record. Lineage: Eukaryota; Choanoflagellata; Craspedida; Salpingoecidae. Gene Ontology annotation, biological process: regulation of catalytic activity. The coding region runs from base 55 to 1080 and encodes 341 amino acids. Gene Ontology annotation, molecular function: cysteine-type endopeptidase activity. Gene Ontology annotation, cellular component: lysosome. The transcript is spliced from 3 exons.